Molecule: messenger RNA, 714 nt
Organism: Lecanosticta acicola
Lineage: Eukaryota; Fungi; Ascomycota; Dothideomycetes; Mycosphaerellales; Mycosphaerellaceae
Source: the annotation of a GenBank genome assembly
AUGGCGACCAACGGACACCCAGCGACACCACCACCUUCAGAUCCAUCCGCGAAACCAGAAGCGCAAUCGAAGUCAGACCCAGAGGUGCCGCUCACAUCAACACAAGACGACGGUACAUCGAAAAGACCUCGCGAUGCGCGCCUCAUGCACAUCGUGCUCUCCUCACUAGGCAUCCAUAGCUACCAAGAACGCGUACCUCUCCAACUCCUCGACUUCGCAUACCGAUACACCAGCGGCGUACUGUCAGAUAGUCUCCGACUCAGCGCCGAGGGAUACUCAAGUCAAAAUCAAGGAAGCACAAAGCGAGGCGGGGGAGGCGAUGAUAGCAAUCUGAUCACUGUGACUGCCCUGCGACAAGCGAUCGCAAGUCGGCAGGGACACACAUUUCAGGGCGCGCUGCCUAAGGAAUUCAUGCUGGAGCAGGCCGCGGAGCGGAAUCGCAUUGCUCUGCCAAAGGUGGAAAGGAGCUACGGCGUGCAAUUGCCGCCGGAGAAAUAUUGCUUGACUGGUGUGGGAUGGGGUUUGAAAGAUGAGUGGGAGAGUGAGGAGGAUGUGCCGAUUGAGGAUACCACCACGCGCCCGGUGUCUGCCUCGCAGCAGGAGGAUGAGACUAUGGGCGGGAUGGACGGCGCGGAUGAAGACGAGGAAGGCGCGGGCCGGAUGGAGGAUGUCUUCGGUGAGAGUGGAGGUGGUGAUACCACCAUGGCAGAUUGA